AUGGAGUCAAAGGCGCGGCAGCAGCUCGAGAAGGAUGUGCGGGAGACUGUGGCUGACGCGAACUCGCCGAUGGCGCAGCGCUACAUCCGCGAGUCGUUGAAGAAGAACAAAUUCACCAGCGCUCUCAUGCUGCUGGCACUCCUCACCCCGGCGGCGGUUCUCAUCUCCUUUUACUCCUCAAAGUUCCGGUUGAUCCGCGAGAAGUGGCGUGAUCCGUACGCGUUGCCGCCGGGCUUCGACCCGAACACGGGAGGGUACACCGCGGGCAGCGCGCCGAAGCCUCUCGCAGAUCCACCGUCUGCGCUUGUUUUAAAGAGCGCACCGGUAAGCUACAGGGAGAAGCCGUGA
Trypanosoma grayi is the source of this 348-nucleotide messenger RNA. RefSeq lists its product as hypothetical. The record is from RefSeq and is a predicted model, not a curated record. Lineage: Eukaryota; Euglenozoa; Kinetoplastea; Trypanosomatida; Trypanosomatidae. The coding region runs from base 1 to 348 and encodes 115 amino acids. The transcript has a single exon.